Messenger RNA from Musa acuminata AAA Group (dessert banana), 878 nucleotides. Its product is annotated as cytochrome c oxidase subunit 5b-1, mitochondrial-like. Lineage: Eukaryota; Viridiplantae; Streptophyta; Magnoliopsida; Zingiberales; Musaceae. The transcript is spliced from 5 exons. Bases 412 to 798 code for a protein of 128 amino acids. Gene Ontology annotation, biological process: mitochondrial electron transport, cytochrome c to oxygen. The record is from RefSeq and is a predicted model, not a curated record. Gene Ontology annotation, cellular component: mitochondrial envelope.
GUGUUGAGUGGUCUCUUCACUCUUUUCUCCUCUUUACCGAGCCAAGAGCAACCGAAAGGGGAGGCCCGCCCGUCGACCUGAGAACACAGCCGAGCGUGAGACGAUGUGGAGAAGGGUUUGCGUCGCUUCCUGUCGACCCGCUCUCCGGAAGCCCCACGCCUCCGCCGCCGCCCUCGCCCUCGCCCCCGUCCUCUCCUCUUCGCCCUCGUGGAACACGCCGCGGCUCUCCUUCUCCUCCUCUGCCUCCGGUGAUGGAUCGUUGAAGAAGAGGGUGGUGGUGAUGCCGAUCGUCAUGCCGUUUUCGAUCCUUCUCUUCUUGGUGGGUGUUGGAUGCUAUGAGGUGCCGAGAAAAUGACCAUCUUUUGGUGGGUGUUGUCUCGUUUACAUAUCUAGGGGAAAAAGCGGUUCGAUAUGGACGCCUCCAUAGGCCCCUUCGGCACCAAGGAAGCUCCUGCUGUCAUCGAAGCCUACUAUGACAAGAGGAUAGUUGGCUGUACUGGUGGCGACGGCGAGGAUAAGCACGAUCUCGUAUGGUUCUGGUUGGAGAAAGGCAAACCGCACGAAUGCCGGGUCUGCUCCCAAUGCUACGUGCUCGAAGUGAUCGGCGAGGGAGGGCCGCCGGAUGACGAGGUUGAUCUCGAGGUUGAUGGCGAGGGAGGCCUUCAUGUGGUUGAUCACGAGGUUGAUGGCGAGGGAGGGCCUUCGAUCUUUCUUGCCCAAGCAUGGCUUAUCUUUUUGCUCGCCCUUUUGCUUUUCCAUACAUUAUCUGCACUGUCAAAUACUCCAUGGCUACAUUAGACUAUUCAUUCUCUCUUCCUUGAUAUCAAUGUCCGAUCGUUGUAGGGAUGCUAAGCUAAUAUUGUGAAAUUGUUCUUGCA